AUGCUUUCAGCGUUCUGCAUAAAAAGCUUCAGGAGCAUGUACGGGACGACGGAACUCUCGAAUGUGAUCUCCUGGAUGCCACGCGACACAAUGGAACAUAAGACAAUCGGUUUUCCUGCUCCAGACGUGCAAAUGAAGGUUGUUGAUAUAGACACUGAAAAAGUUCUUGGGCCUAAGGAACACGGAGAGCUCUGGGUUAAAUCACCCACAAGUAUGAGAGCAUACUACAACAACCCAGACGCGACUGCUGAAGUGAUCACUCCGGAGGGAUGGCUGCGAACAGGAGACAUCGUCUAUUACGACGAAACUGGAAGAUUCUACGUCGUAGAACGUAUUAAGCAAUUCUUUCACUGCAUGGCAUGGCAAGUUGCCCAGUCGGAAAUCGAAGCCGUUCUGUUGUCUCACGAGGCUGUCGAGGAAGCAGCCGUGAUCGACGUUCCACACCCGGAAUAUGGCGAUGUGGCAAAAGCUUUUGUCGUCCUGAAGCCGUCUUACAGAGUACCCGGGAGAACCAAGACCCACGACCUGCAACGCUUCGUCGCAAGUAACGGAAUUUCGUGA
Ixodes scapularis (black-legged tick) is the source of this 561-nucleotide messenger RNA. RefSeq names its product 4-coumarate--CoA ligase-like 2. Bases 1 to 561 code for a protein of 186 amino acids. Gene Ontology annotation, molecular function: CoA-ligase activity. The record is from RefSeq and is a predicted model, not a curated record. The transcript has 3 exons. NCBI's taxonomy places the organism in Eukaryota, Metazoa, Arthropoda, Arachnida, Ixodida, Ixodidae.